ACAUCACUGUCGAUAGGCAAUAAGCUGCCAGUUGGACCGGCUUCCGUCAGAUUGGAGUAUCUCUUUCACCCAAUAUUUACGGAAUAACUCUGUUCACAUCUAGAAUCCGUGAUUUACAAGGAAAUAUACAGAAAAGACAAUUCACAUCAGUGGAGCAAAGCACUACCGUACCUAAUACAUUUCGACUUGCUUUGUGGUAUGGAUGACUUCCUGUUUGCGCACACAACCAAAUGUUGCCUCCGCGGAAAGAAGUAACACCCUGGUGAAAAAUGCUACGCUGUGAUCUUUCUUGGAUGGAAAGUGUUUUCUAGAUCGGCAAUGUUUGCGUAACGAGUGCAGAUUCUGCUUAUUUAUUACUGAAGGUGCAAAGAGUCCAUAUGCACCCACCUUAACGGCGUAUGAAUAUAUUGUGGUUUAUUGACGUCAAAAAGUUAGCGUAACCUUGGUGUGAUUAUGCUUAGAGUAUGGCAUGGAAAUUACUGUUAUCUUCCAACAUCUGUCCCGAUAAUGUGGAAUAGGUGAAUAUUGUGAUUUUUCAUUCUUUCCGGAUUAUAUACUGCUGGAAUAUAUUGUGCUGACUUCAUGAUGAAUUUCGAAAUUCCCGUUGGAUUGACAGACUUACUGCAGGAAUUUACUGUGGCCGUUCUGCGAGAAAAGCCAUCCCCCGCAGACCUUGUGCAGUUUGCCGCUGAUUACUUCAAUAAAUUGAAUGACUGCAAAAAUGUAGAUAAAAUAAAUGAGAAGCGUGGAGUGCGGUUUGUUCAGUCGCCAGUGCCAAACCAGUCUGACGAGCGCAUGCAAACCGAUGAAGAGGACGAAGACGAUGAACCCAUGGAACCGCCUCCUAUGUCCCGGUUCCAAAGGAGGAAAUCAGUGUCAGCAGAAGGUUACGAUCCUGAAGCAGAUGACGACAACUCAGAAGAAAAAAUUGUUUAUCCUAAAUCAGAUGAACAGAGACAGAGGUUGAGCAAAGCAGUAGAGCAUAUACUUUUAUUCAGAUCAUUAGAACAAGAGCAAAUGCAAGAAGUAUUAGAUGCCAUGUUUGAAAAAAAGGUGGUCCCGGACGAACAUGUAAUAGAUCAGCAUGAUGACGGUGACAAUUUUUAUGUUAUAGACAGUGGAUUGUAUGAUAUUUAUGUAGAAAUAGAUGGUAAACCAAAAAAAGUAGGAGCUUACGAUAAUAAGGGAAGCUUUGGAGAGCUUGCACUCAUGUACAACAUGCCACGGGCAGCCACAAUCAUUGCCACAACACCAGGAACACUAUGGGCAAUGGAUCGGGUAACGUUCCGAAGGAUAGUAUUGAAAAAUGCAUACAACAAGAGGAAAAUGUAUGAAUCUCUUUUAGAGACUGUACCACUGCUCAAAUCACUAGAGUCCUACGAGAGGAUGAAUGUUGCUGAUGCUCUUCAUUCCAAAACCUUCGAAAACGGAAGCCUAAUCAUCAAACAGGGAGAUGAUGCAGACUGCAUGUACUUCAUCGAGGAGGGGGAAGUCCGAAUAGCAGCACUGAACAAGGAUGAUAGCAUUGAGAUCGCCACACCCCUUGAGAGUGACGAAAAUGGAAAAGAAAUUGAGCUAACCCGAUGCCGAAAAGGAGACUACUUUGGAGAGCUUGCCCUCGUCACACACAAGCCACGAGCAGCGUCAGCGUACUCUAUGGGUAAAACCAAGUGUGCAGUGCUGGAUGUUGGAGCCUUUGAGCGCCUGUUGGGUCCAUGUAUGGAUGUGAUGAAACGCAACAUUGACAACUACGAUGAUCAGCUGGUGACUGUGUUUGGCUCAAAGACAAACAUCUCGGAUCUACGCUGACCUGUCCGCUUCUCUUGCUAAAGCCGCCAUGUGCUGAGAACCAUGAUGCCAGCUUGAUGGACUUCGCUCUAUGCGUUGACUGUAAUGUUCAGUGAUUUGAGUUGUUCCAAAUUUUAAGACAAAUGUUCAGGACACUGUUGUGUAUACUCUUAUUUUUAUAUUUCUAACUGUUUUAUUAGAGUAUUCAUGUUUUAUAGAUGUUCAGAUAGUCGAGUUUUUUUUAAAUCUAUUGCAAUACCAUUAUUGAAAUAAUAAUUUGCCUAAGUAAGCAAUGAUUCUCUUACUGGACGUAUACAGUUGUCACAACAUGACUAAACACCUGCUUAACAUUAAAAAAAAAGACAUAGCAUAGGUUUAUCAACUUUAGACUGCCAAAGAUCUGUUCCUUUUUUUUGGUCCCGUAUGUUUAUUAACAUUGGGCAUUAUAUCUAGAUCUGAACAUAAGUAGCAGCUGAUAUCUGGCGAGUGACAUGUUCUGUACACUGACCUUUGAGCAGUUAAAUAUUUCCUCAUAUUUGUACUACCUGUUUGGCUCCUAUUCUAGUGUAAAUGUGUUCUUGGUCUGUGCUUGCGACCAUCGGUGGUCAGCGUGAAACAGUGUCCUCUUAUGAUUGCUUGGAAUUGGUGUUGAUAAGAUAAUUGUUUGUUUCAUCUGUUUCCCUGCCUUUGGCUACCCAAGUGUCAAGUUUGCACAUGUUCAUUGUAAAUAGAACAGAUGUGCGUGACCCUUCUCUGUCUAAUGAUUUUGUAUCAUUACAUCCAGAUUCACCAGUUGUAACUAGCUAGACCUCUUUGUGAUACAUAUCUACUCCUGAAGAAACUGACCUUACCACAAUUUUGUAUUUUAACAUUGACGUUAAGUAUGGAACUUUAAGUUUCAGUGUAUUUGUCAGUUUGAAGCAUAACACUUGUUGAGUUAGUAUUGUAAUGGUGAGAUUGCUAACUUUUAACUUAUGUGCUUUGUAAUAUUUUAUCAUCUUUCUACCUGUCAUUAUUUUGUAUGAAUUGAGUUUUGUUCGUGAAAACAUCAAGUUUUUGUGAGAAAGUUAGCUUUGUAGAACACAUCUAUAUUACAUAUCACUAGCAUUGACAGAUCUGUAGGUUCAGUUCACUUUAGAAAUAUAAGACAGAACAAAUAAGGAAUAGCUCCACCAUAUUAUGUCACAUCUCUCUUAAUGGAUCUCAUAACAUUAAAAUAAGUAUGUCCUAAGAUGUAUGAGAUCUUAAAAGAAGUAAUUGUAAGGAUUGAAGCAACCAAGCCUCAAGUCAUCUGAGAUUUUCAAAUAAUUUGGAAAAUCCUGGUAAAGGGACUUCAGACUGAAAAACAAAGUCUUGUAGAAAUCAAAUGUUUCUGUACAUAUACCAUCACGUUUAAUUGUCCCAGACCUUUGGUCCCAUUUCAUCACACAUUUAUUGAUUUAAAAUAAGCAGUUGCUAUGUUUAUUCCAGUUAAGUUUUCUGCCAAAUAAGAUGCUUUACGUAUUGUACCAAAGCUUUACUCCAAGUCUGUGGUAAUAUUUAAGUUACGUGUUACCAAAUGUUUUACAUGUAGUGAAAUAUGUCCACCACAGACUCUUUAUUUCCUGAAUAACAGCAGUGUGAUUGCAUACAGAAUUGACUAUAUCAGGAACAUUUAUUUGCUCAAGGAACUUGUUAUCCCUUUUUGUUGGUGAUAUUGUACAACCAAGACAUUAAUUGUGUUGAGCACAAAGAGCUUGCCAACUGAAUCUCUCAUUCAGGGUUGUUAUUGCUGUUGGGCAUUCCAAAUUUUAUCAGACUCGCCCAUGGAAACAUUACAAUUGGUUUGGUGCAAGAGUUGGGAUGUAUUAAGGUAAAGUUUGUAAAUAAUGCUUCAGUGUUUUAUUGAACUGACUUAGGCUACUGGUCUGUUAUUUGCCGGCAGUAGAAAACAGCCCUGAUGAUUUGUUCAUAUCUGCCAGGAUGAUGUUUUAUCCAGAUUUUGUUUUGACCGUCAUAGAAAUGAGCAUGUAUAUAUGUCUAGUCUAUUUAACUGUUGAUACACCCAAAUCUGCUUUGUUUAUAUAGAAUGUCAAAACCUUUCCAACUGACCGAUAAACCAUUCUAACCACUGUAACCACUCAGGUUGUUAAUUUUGAAACCUAAGAAAUGCUAUGCUGUUCUCUACUGAUUAUGUGUGGCAUUCCGUGUUUAAACCAAACUAAAACUACCGAAAUGUUGCAAUUAUUCCCUUGUUCUUAUUGUAACCAUUAAGGUUUCUCAUUAACAUUGUGUUAAGUUUGUAGAUGUUGACAUGCGGUGUAGCAGGGUGUUUGAUCAGCAGCUUGAGAUGACCUCUGCCUGCCUGCCUGCCUGUCUCUCCACCACAUCCCAGCACGCUCACAGCAGCACCUAGCUGCCACUUGGGAAGGUAGUCAUAGCAUCAUUUUUGGAGUAGACCUCGACUCUAUAAUCCACUUUCCAGAAUUACCUCUCCGCUAAAAUGUAGACUGGCCUAUUUGUUACUUGUAACACCAAGUUUUCAAGUCUUGGGCAAAUGUUAAUUUCCAGCUUCACUGAUUACCUUUGGAACAGAAAGCCAAUGUAUAGAGCCAGCACAUUUUUCCUGAACUUACAUAUCCGACUGUUCGUUCAAUGCUAUGAGAUGCUUAUAGAGAUCUAUCUUGUGGAUAAAUGCAAUGCUAGGUAUUAUUUUUGUGGUGGGUAUACAUGAACUUGAACCAAUUGAAGCACUGGUUAUAGAUGCUCUUUCCAUCCCAAGUGUCAUCUAUUGUGGAAGCUGCCAUGAAGAUUGUUCGUUGAUCUGUUGUAACCCUGGAAUCCUAGUCCCGAUUGGCUUUCAGUGGAGAGCUUCAUGUAUGCUGGAGAGUGGUAGAUCAGGAAUAUCAUCAUUAUAUUUGAGAAAUAAAGACUUCCCAGUUUAA
Haliotis rufescens (red abalone) is the source of this 4712-nucleotide messenger RNA. Its product is annotated as cAMP-dependent protein kinase type II regulatory subunit-like. NCBI's taxonomy places the organism in Eukaryota, Metazoa, Mollusca, Gastropoda, Lepetellida, Haliotidae. The transcript is spliced from 14 exons. The coding region runs from base 583 to 1809 and encodes 408 amino acids. Gene Ontology annotation, cellular component: cAMP-dependent protein kinase complex. Gene Ontology annotation, biological process: regulation of protein phosphorylation. The record is from RefSeq and is a predicted model, not a curated record. Gene Ontology annotation, molecular function: cAMP-dependent protein kinase regulator activity.